GGACUGUGCACCUCUACUGUUUCCACCUCCUGCUCUUUCCGACUGGAUUCACCAAGCUGCUCCUGAGGGCCUAGUCCGGGACAAUAGCAGGGUGCCACCAACGCUCUGAUGCCCCGAGUGCUCACAGGGCUUCCAGCUAAGCAUGCUGCAGUUGCCUUGGCGCUGCCCCUUCUACUGCUACUGCUGGUGGGGUGGAUGCCACCACCGAUCAGCGCAAGGCCGUCCCCAGGCCCGGAUUACCUGCGGCGCGGCUGGCUGCGGUUGCUAGCGGAGGGCGAGGGCUGCGCUCCCUGCCGGCUAGAAGAAUGCGUCAUGCCUCGGGGCUGCCUGGCGGGCAGGGUGCACGACGCGUGCGGUUGCUGUUGGGAAUGCGCCAACCUCGAGGGCCAGCUCUGCGACCUGGACCCCAGUGCUCAUUUCUAUGGGCGCUGCGGCGAACAGCUUGAGUGCCGGCUGGACACAGGCGGCGACCUGAGCCACGGAGAGGUGCCGGAGCCGCUCUGUGCCUGUCGCUCACAACGCCCGCUCUGCGGUUCCGACGGCCGUACCUACGCCCAGAUCUGCCGCCUGCAGGAGGCAGCCCGCGCUCGGCCCGACACUAACCUCACUGUGGCGCAUCCAGGGCCCUGCGAAGCCGAGCCUCAGAUCGUGUUGCAGCCAUUUGACAUUUGGAAUGUGACGGGGCAGGAUGUGAUCUUUGGCUGUGAGGUGUUUGCCUACCCCAUGGCCUCCAUUGAGUGGAGGAAGGACGGCUUGGACAUCCAGCUGCCAGGCGAUGACCCCCACAUCUCUGUACAGUUUAGGGGUGGACCGCAGAGAUUUGAGGUGACCAGCUGGCUGCAGAUCCAAGCUGUGCGUCCCAGUGAUGAGGGUACCUACCGCUGCAUUGCCCGAAAUGCCCUGGGUGAGGUUGAGGCUCCUGCUACCCUGACAGUGCUCACACCAGAUCAGCUGAACUCUACAGGCAUUCCCCAGCUGCGAUCACUGAACCUGGCUCCAGAGGUGGCUGAGAGUGAAGAGAAUGAGGAUUACUACUAGGUCCAGAGCUCUGGCCUAUGGGGGUGGAUGAGUGGGUAUAGUAUUCAUUCCUGCUUGAGAAGACCUGGAAGAGACCUGAAAGGGGCGAGCAAGCAGAGAGCAUACAUGAAAUAGCUGCAGAUACCAGAAUCCUCUUCCCACCAGACUUCCCUCCAUCCCUGCUUAGCCAGUUUCUCCUAACUGCCUUUUCCCACAGACCCUGGUUCCUGCAGUUGUUUUCCGUGUUCCCAGCCUUUGCCUAGCCUCAAUUUAUUCUUCCUCAAAACUCAUAUUCCAUCCAGACAUGGUGGUGCAUACGUAUAAUCCCAGCCAAUAGGGAAUCUGAGCAGAAGGAUCACAGGUUCAAAGAUAGCCUUAGCAACUUAGCAAGGCUCUGACUCAGUGGUUAAGUACCCCUGGGUUCAAUCCCUGGUACCAAAACAAAACAAAACCCUCACAUUCCAGAAGUUUUCCCUCUCACCCAGAUAUUAACUGUAGUUCUUUUUUGUUGUUCACCAUCUGUUGUACAAGAGAGCACACUGAACAUGGUUUAGUUCAGUGCAGUAAAAGGGGUAGGGCCAGCUCCAAAUCUUGUAUCAUUCUGUUGUGGACAAAGCCUA
Urocitellus parryii (Arctic ground squirrel) is the source of this 1637-nucleotide messenger RNA. It is a transcript of the gene Kazald1, whose product is annotated as Kazal type serine peptidase inhibitor domain 1. Gene Ontology annotation, molecular function: insulin-like growth factor binding. Lineage: Eukaryota; Metazoa; Chordata; Mammalia; Rodentia; Sciuridae. Gene Ontology annotation, biological process: regulation of cell growth; regulation of signal transduction. The record is from RefSeq and is a predicted model, not a curated record. Gene Ontology annotation, cellular component: extracellular region.